UGACGUCAUUCCACGUCGCCCCGACCUCCGGCUUCCUUGUUGGCCGCCGAGAGUCGCCGUCUCGGGUGGUGCUGCUGCUCCCCCUCCGGGCGCCUCUCUUCCGGUGCCCUUUCUCCCACCCACCCCGGCGCGAGUCCGGCUUCACGAGCGGCGCCGGAUGGAGUUCCCCGACUUGGGUGCUCACUGCUCGGCCCUGUCCUGCAAGCGGCUCGACUUUCUUCCCUUGAAAUGUGAUGCUUGCGGGGAGCUAUUCUGUACCAACCAUGUUGCCUAUGCCCAUCACAACUGCACUUCAGCUUACAAAAAGGAUGUGCAGGUCCCUGUGUGCCCACUCUGCAGCACGCCCAUUCCUGUGAAGCGUGGAGAGAUGCCUGAUAUUGUGGUGGGUGCACACAUAGACCAGGACUGCAAAUCGGACCCAGCACAGCGUAAGCGCAAGAUCUUCACCAACAAGUGUCAGCGGCCUGGCUGCAAGCAGCGGGAGAUGAUGAAGGUUGUUUGUGACCAGUGUCACGGCAACUUCUGCCUCAAGCACCGACACCCACUGGAUCAUGACUGCAGUGGGGCUGGGCACCCGCUCUCCAAGGCAGGGCACGCGGCCAUUGGCAGAGCGCAAAAGUCAACCAAAGCAUCUGCAUGCACUCCGUCCAGCAGUGGGGCCAAGAGGUCUGUUGCAUGUCCACCAACCCCCAGCAGAGCCAGUGAGAUGGUAAGAGCCCCCCAGCCCCAAAGGAUAUCUCCUCCAUCUGUUGCCCUACAGAACGGACUGAGCGAGGAGGAAGCGCUGCAACAAGCCUUGGAGAUGUCUCUGGCAGAGACGGUGUCCACCCAACCACAGUCCCGCAGCACCCAGGAGGAGGAAGAUCUGGCACUGGCUCAGGCCCUAUCAGCUAGCGAGGAGGAAUACCGGCGGCGGCAGCAGCAGCAGCAGGCUCGAAGCUCAAAGCCGUCCAACUGCUGCCUCUCCUGAGUGCAAAGAGUGCCGGUCAGCAUGAGAACUCCUCCUCGCCACGAUGGUUCUUCUUCUAUACUUCCAGGGGUCAUUGUCUCCUGCUGCUCCCUCAGGGCUACUAACAACUGACCAAAGGCUGCACCUCUGCCCUCCUAGAGCAUCUUUAGCCACACAGUGGUUGUCCUGUUGCACUGUGACCAUGUUAAGCCUUCAGGGGCAGGGGGCUGCAGCGUUUCUGGCCCUGGAUGGAGGAGGGAAUGGUAACGUUGGAACAGCAGCCCCUCCACCACAGGGGGUAGGUCACAGCAGGGGAAAAGGAUGGCCUGGCAGGUAUCAUUGGCAUUGGUGGAGUUAGACCUCAGACUUUUAUUGAGUUUGGGAGGUCUGAGGAGUUUGGAGGAGCCUUACUCGUGGUUGGUCUCUUUCCUUUGUGGUAGUCCUGUGGUUGGACAGCAGGUGGUGCUAAAUGCUUUGACAGUGAGGGGUUCCCACUUCAUUAUUGGUGCUGUUGUUGUACCGAUUUCCUGACACUUGCACACUUAGCCGUUCCAGCAGCAGGAGUGUUCAGAUAAUGGGAAGCACCAUGCAGCGUGACACCCUGAUUGGUCCGUGCAACCCUUUCCCUGCUGGCAGAUGAUGGUGUGUCCUCCCUUUACUGUGGCUGCCGGCCCAUUGCCAUGACUGCAGUGCUCAGCCUCUUCUUGCAAAAUCUGCCAAAGAUCAGCCUCGCAGUGGCUAGCUGGUAGCCUUGUAGUGGUAGGGGCAGGGGACUGUUCGCUUUCAGUAGGCGACUUCUUUACAUUGCAUAUUGCACAGCUGGCUGGCCCCAGGUGUGGUGCCCAUACCUCAAUGACUGUUUGCAUGCCUGGCUGCCUGCUUGUCUCUGUCUGACACAUGCUUUCACAGCCCUAUACCUCCAGUUCUAUUGCCCUGUAGCACUGACCAGAGUCUCUCUCCCACUGCGGUCUGCAGGGGCACCUCACCAUCCAGUGCUCCGUGCCUUUGCUGGACUGCUUAGGGAUUGGACCAAGGAAAAGGGCAUUGUAGAAAAGCUGGUGGAAGUCAAUAAACUUGCACACACAAGUAGUUCUCUUUCUCAUCAUCUUUGCCGUUCAAGACCAUCCAUCCUUGACUGUGGUGGGAUGGGAAUACACGGGCAGGGGUUUCUCUGGCACACAAAUCAGCAGUUGAUAUGGGGUUGUUUCCUGUAGAGUAAUAUUUCCCUAUGUUGCUCAGAUGUAACUUGACCUAGGGUGGAAGGAUUUAAAUCAGUGCAGUUGUCAAGUUUCUUGUUUUGGAAUUUUUGGUGUGUGUUUUUUUUCCUGAAUCCACCACAAAUAACAGACAACAAUAAAGAA
Molecule: messenger RNA, 2310 nt
Organism: Gekko japonicus
Lineage: Eukaryota; Metazoa; Chordata; Lepidosauria; Squamata; Gekkonidae
Gene: ZFAND2B
Product: zinc finger, AN1-type domain 2B
Exons: 9
Coding region: 158-970 (270 amino acids)
Biological process (GO): proteasome-mediated ubiquitin-dependent protein catabolic process; protein targeting to ER
Cellular component (GO): cytoplasm; endoplasmic reticulum
Molecular function (GO): zinc ion binding
Source: RefSeq, a predicted model, not a curated record